Messenger RNA from Engraulis encrasicolus (European anchovy), 2430 nucleotides. RefSeq names its product polymerase (DNA directed), alpha 2 (gene pola2). The coding region runs from base 347 to 2167 and encodes 606 amino acids. The transcript has 18 exons. Gene Ontology annotation, molecular function: DNA binding. Lineage: Eukaryota; Metazoa; Chordata; Actinopteri; Clupeiformes; Engraulidae. The record is from RefSeq and is a predicted model, not a curated record. Gene Ontology annotation, biological process: DNA replication initiation; DNA replication. Gene Ontology annotation, cellular component: alpha DNA polymerase:primase complex.
ACCCAAGAAGAAGAGAAGGGUUUUCGCGGCAAUCUGAAUUUGGCAGAGGUGUCAAUGAGCCGUCAGUCUCCGAAUGUUGUUCAUUGUCACAUAUCGACAAAAUAACAGGGUUCAAGAUCACUGUAUGUAGUCUGUACCGCUAUCCGAUUACCGCUUUUACUGUAUAAACUCGAUUUAGGAUCAGUGGUUGAUUACAAAGUGUUUGUGGCGGUAAAAGCAGGCUUAGCUAACAUUAGCUUUGUUGACAUAACUUCGCUUCUAGUUUAUCCUCGUUGGGAUAACUACAUUUAGGUAUCGUUUGCGCACGAAGAUUUUUGUGGAUUGAUAGCGAGUUAAUGCACAUGUUAUGGCAGCGGUAACUGCAGAUCAGAUCAAAGUGGAGUUGGAAUUAUUCGACAUUGGCUUUGAAGAUGACUCAGUCCUGGACAAAAUGCUGGAGCAGUGUUUAUGCCACAGGUUGAAGGGGGACGAGAUGGUGCUGGAGUGGGUCGCCUUCAGUACCACCAAGGGAGUCGUGAAGCUGAGCUUAGACAACCUGGAGCUGUUUGAGCACGAGGUUUUGAACAAGAAGACCAAAGCCAAGCAGGUGUCGAAGAGAGAUGAGUCUUACAACAGGACUCGCGACAUCAACUCCAUUCAGGACUUAAUCAAAGCCGAGGAAGAGGAGGAGGAUCUCCUGGAUGCCUACUCCUACUCAACCCCUGCCAAGGGUUCCCAGAAGAGAGCGCUUUCCACUCCAGAGCAUCCCCAGUCUAAGAGAUGUGCUCGCAUGACCAGUCCAGGGCUCAUGCUCUCUCCCGCUAGUUUCUCCCCAUGUGCCACCCCCUCUCAGAAGUACAGUGCGCGCGUCUCCCGUGGCGAGGUGGUGUCCUCGUUCGGGGAGGCGCAGGAGCAGAGCUGGGGCAGCAGCAGCCGCAAAGGUCAGGGGUCACCGAGCGUCAGGACGCUCCUCAGCGGAGAGGACGCGCUGACCUCCAGCUACAAGUACAUGUUCCAGCGCCUCAGAGACGUCCGUGAUGUACUGACGGAGAAGAUUGAAGGUUUGGGGGAAGAGCUGAGGCUUCAUUUCAACAUCGAGGAGUUCUCUCCUGUGUCUUUGCCUGCACAGGACCAGGUGACCGUGUUGGGCCAGGUGUGCUGUGACAGCAAUGGGAAGCUGAAUGCCCAGUCGGUGCUGCUGGAGGCAGGCCAGGAGCAUGGAGGGAGGCAGGUGCGCGUGGACCUGGCGGACCUACCCGAGUACUCACUCUUCCCCGGACAGGUUGUCAUCAUGGAUGGUAUGAACACAGCCGGCCACAAGUUCGUGCCAACAAAACUGUACGAGGGUGUUCCUCUGCCUUUCUACUCUCCAGAGGUGAAGGAAGAACCUCAGAAUGAGUCUAGGCCAGUGAUGGUCUUGACCGCCUGCGGCCCCUACACGCCUUCAGACAGCCUGGCCUACGACCCUCUACUCGAUCUGAUCAGCGCCAUAAACAAAGACCACCCUGACGUCUGCAUCCUGAUGGGUCCUUUUGUUGAUUCCAAACAUGAACAGAUUGAGAAAUUUCAAAUCACUGACUCCUUCGAAACUAUCUUUACCAAAUGUGUGAAUAGUCUCAUUGAAGGAACCAGAAGCAUUGGAUGUAAGCUGGUGUUUGUUCCAAGCCAGCGAGAUGUCCAUCACCACUUCAUUUACCCACAACCUCCCUUCACCUUGCCUGACCUCAGCAAGGAGGACGCAGAGAGAGUGACUCUGGUGCCAGACCCCUGCACUCUGGUCAUCGAGGAGGUGACCUUUGGUCUGACUUCUACGGACAUUCUCUUCUACAUGGGAGCAGAGGAGAUCAGCUGUGCUGCAGGUUCUGACAGAUUUUCCAGAAUCAUGAAACAUAUGUUGACGCAGAGGAGCUACUACCCCCUGUACCCCCCUACGGAGGAGAUCAACAUGGACUAUGAGAAGUUCCAGAUGCACGGCUUCAUGCCCGUCACCCCCGACGUGCUCAUCGUCCCCUCAGAGCUGCGCUACUUCAUCAAGGAUGUGAUUGGCUGUGUGUGCAUCAACCCGGGCCGUCUCACCAAAGGACAAGUAGGGGGCACCUACGGCCGCCUGCUCAUCCAGCGCAGAGGGGCAGAUGCGGAGGGCAAAAGGCGAACUCCCUGCCUAGCCGGACAAGUCGUCAAGAUAUAGAUCUACUAUACAUAUUUCAAUAAAGACUGUAAAUGUAUUUGUCUUGCUAUGGUGUUAUACUUGACAUACUUGUCAAUCACAUAUUAGAAAAUAUCUAUUUUCAUAGAGUGUGUUAGGGUUUGUAAUUUUUUGUUAAAUUGCUUACUUCAUGGCCUGUAUUUGUAAAUAAAUGUCAAGUUGUUUCGGUAAUUUCAUGAUCUACUGAAAUGUCAGCUUCUCUUUAUGAAUUUGAAAAUAUGUCAAUAAAUAAUUUUGUAAAACUG